Prunus avium (sweet cherry) is the source of this 762-nucleotide messenger RNA. Lineage: Eukaryota; Viridiplantae; Streptophyta; Magnoliopsida; Rosales; Rosaceae. The record is from RefSeq and is a predicted model, not a curated record.
CUAAAAGAGAAGCAGGAUGAGUUUUUGUUGCAGGAGUUUGUCAAAAGUUGGGCAAAACAAAAAGUUAUGGUUAGAUGGAUGUUGCGUUUCUUUCAUUAUCUUGAUCGCUUCUACAUCGCUGAGAGAUCUGUUCCCGGGCUAAAUGAGGUUGGACUUAACUGCUUCCGGGAUCUGGUUUAUCGGGAGGUAAAUGCCAAUGUGAGAGUUGCUAUAAUUGGUCUUAUUAAUAAGGAACGUGAGGGGGAGCAAAUUGACAGAGCACUAUUGAAGAAUGUGAUAGACAUAUUUGUUGAAAUUGGAAUGGGACAAAUGGAAGCUUAUGAAGAGGACUUUGAAGCACAUAUGCUAAUAGAUACCGGCGGAUACUAUUCACGCAAAGCAUCAAGUUGGAUUCUUGAAAAUCCUUAUACAGAUUACAUAUCGAAGGUCGAGGAAUGCCUGAGAAGGGAGAGGGAUAGAGCUUCACAUUACCUGCAUUCAAGCAGUGAGAAGAAGCUGGUGGAGAAAGUGCAGCAUGAGUUGGUGGUGGUUUAUGCAACUCAACUCCUUGAAAAGGAGCAUUCUGAUUCUGGAUGUAGUGGUUUUCCUAGGGACGUUAAUGUGGAGGAUCUUUCUAUAUAAGAAACCUGUUGCUAAUGUAUUUAAACAAGAUUUUCCUGCUGAAAUGGAUCACAAAAAAUAAAUUGUGAACAGAAGGCAUGAGAAAGUUUUUUGUGCUUAUUGCCAGUUUUAUAAAUCAAUGUCAAAAUUCAAUAGCCACAA